UUCCCCGACGGCUCAGGUUCCGCGAAAAUAUGCCUCCCUUCCAAAGUUUGGCCCUGAGGUCGCUGUAUACGGAUUGAAUUGUCCAUAUAUGAAGACCCCACAAGACAUGACAGGCACAUUGGAGGAAUUGACUUCUAUGUAUCUCGUAGAAAUUCGACGCCGUCAACCAACUGGGCCGUAUUAUCUAGGCGGAUGGCCAGCAGGUGGUAUCUGUGCAUACAAAGCCGCGCAGCAACUUGCUCGUGAAGGGUGCAAGGCCGAAAAGUUGAUCCUCAUAGAUUCGUUCAACCCGAUAGGGCUGGAGAAUCCUCCGCAGCACUUGACCUCAAUCUUCCUCGACCAGAAAUCAGACCCGACGAUCCCUGUGGUUCGGUUGCUCAAUGGGCGGACUGAUUCCGGUGGUGAUGGAUGGGCGUCACUGGUAGGCAGAGAGAAUUUGCAGAUCACCGUUAUGGACAAGGUAGAUCAUCUCUCAAUGAUGGAUAAGGGGCCACAUAAGAAGCAAUUCGCAAGUUUCCUUCAGCGGGCAUUGGCAUGAGCUUACUAGAAUGAUUCUUACUUACAAUACUGUCUUUCUUUCCCUGUUCUCCUUUUGAACCUGUACACGUGGCGCUAUAUGCUUAGUUUCAGAAGGUUCCAUCCUUUGCCAUUCUUU
Molecule: messenger RNA, 655 nt
Organism: Talaromyces stipitatus ATCC 10500
Lineage: Eukaryota; Fungi; Ascomycota; Eurotiomycetes; Eurotiales; Trichocomaceae
Exons: 2
Coding region: 89-538 (149 amino acids)
Biological process (GO): biosynthetic process
Source: RefSeq, a predicted model, not a curated record